Molecule: messenger RNA, 3284 nt
Organism: Pelmatolapia mariae (spotted tilapia)
Lineage: Eukaryota; Metazoa; Chordata; Actinopteri; Cichliformes; Cichlidae
Gene: dna2
Product: DNA replication helicase/nuclease 2
Exons: 23
Coding region: 153-3284 (1043 amino acids)
Biological process (GO): replication fork reversal
Cellular component (GO): cytoplasm
Molecular function (GO): 5'-flap endonuclease activity; single-stranded DNA helicase activity
Source: RefSeq, a predicted model, not a curated record
GAGAGGUUCACCCAAACGUAAAAGAGACCACAAGAACAUCGAAGAAGGUUGGAGGUGGAGACCAAAAAACACAGGAUCAGGAGCAAAAUGGCGGAACAGCUCCUGCGUGUCCCACAGAAGAGCGACUGGAUGAGAGCUGGUUUGCAGAGCAGAUGGAGCAUAACGAAGGUCUGAAGACAGAGGAUAAAUCCAAAAAAUCCCGGAAAGUACCAGACCAUGUAAUCCUUUGUGGAGGACCGAAAAACCGUUACUGGGUCAUCAACGUUGAAGAGAGACCUGGCCUCAAAACGCUGACCAUCUCGUGCUCCAAGCUUCUACAUCCAGCUGAGACGUGUCUGCUCAGAGAUGGAUGGGAGAUGACACCUGUUCGUCCUGGUGAUGUGGUGCAUCUGGAGGGCCGCUCUGAUGGUGGAUCCUGGUUAGUGGACAGGGAGCAAGGCUUUCUGGUUUUACUACCUGAUAGCCUCAUCUCAGGUACCAGCAUCUCCAGCUCCAUCCGCUGCAUGAGGCGUGCGGUGCUGGGAGAUAUGUUCAAGAGUUUUGAUGGUGGCAGCAAGCAAAUGCUUAACGGCACCAUGGUCCAUGAAGUCUUCCAGAGAGCAGCUACAGCUAAAGAUUUUUCUUUGGAGACGCUGUCUAAGCUCGCUGAUGAGGCUUUGCACAGUCCUCGAUAUCUGGGAGAUAUGUACAGUUUGGGUGUAACUCAGGAAGAGAUGAAGCAGGAGCUCCAUGAUUAUCUCCCCUCACUGGAACACUGGGCAAAGGAAUACCUCAACUCUCAAACACCUAAAGCCAUAAGCCUCAAAAACAGUGGUGGAGCUCCAAGUAGGUGUCAGGACUCGGGAGCUGUCGCUACCGUUACAGAGCUGGCAGACAUAGAGGAGAACGUUUGGUCUCCGAGGUUUGGGCUGAAAGGAAAAAUCGAUGUGACGGCCCGGGUUCGAAUCCAAAGACCGCGAAAUGGCUUUCACAGAAUUCCAGAAGAAAAGACCAUCCCUCUGGAGCUGAAAACUGGCAGGGAGUCAAACUCGAUAGAGCAUCGCAGUCAGGUGAUUCUCUACACUCUGAUGACCUCGGAGAGAUACAAUCCUGAGGCCGGCUUUCUACUUUACCUCAAGACUGGUAACAUGCACCCUGUCGCACCCAGCCACAUGGACCGCAGAGAGCUGCUGAAGCUAAGGAAUACUUUGGUGCAUCACAUUCACAACUGUGUGGAGAAAGAGGCUGAGCGAAGCUUCCUCUCCAGGCUGCCGGACAUACUGACCAACAGACAAACCUGCCAGUACUGUCCUCAAAAGAGAAACUGUGCCUUAUAUGAGAGGGCUGUGGAUCGCAGCUCUGCAGUCACUGAGGAUGUUAUACAUGAAUUUAUACAGCAAGAGACUGGCCACCUGACAUUGCCUCAUCUUAACUAUUUUUCCCACUGGCUGCUUCUCUGCUGCUUGGAGUCUGUCACCAUGGAGACUAGAAACAGCCGAAAGCGUGUGUGGCUUCAGACGGUUGAGGAAAGUGAGAAGAGCGGGAGCUGCGCAGGGAACCUGCAGCUCAGCGGACCAGUGGUAGCUCAGUCUGAAGGCGUUUUCCUUCAUCGUUUCCACCGCAGUAAUGUUGCUUCACAGCAAGGUUUGACCAACAGCAGUCUCUCCAGCAGGGAUCGCAUUGUCGUUAGCGACCUGGAGGGUCGCCUUGUUGGCUUGGCAACAGGUUACCUGUGUGAGGUCAGCCAGACUGCAAUCAGCUGCACACUGGACAGGGACCUGUCGAAGUUCAGGGAUGUGACAUUUCGACUGGAUGGGGAUGAAGGUGUGGUGGGCUUCAGCACCCACCUCACCAAUCUCUCCAAACUGAUGGAAAACUCUCAGGACAGUGAUCGUCUGAGGCAGUUGGUCAUCGACCUUCAAGCUCCAGAGUUCAUCUCCAACCUCAGCUCUGUUUUGCCCAGGGAGGCUAAGGACACCGUGGCUGACAUCCUCAAAGGUCUCAACAAACCCCAGAAACAGGCCAUGAAGAAGGUGUUGUUAUCUAAAGACUACACACUGGUAGUCGGCAUGCCUGGCACAGGCAAAACCACAACCAUCUGCACCCUGGUUCGUAUCCUGCAUGCGUGUGGUUUUAGUGUGUUGCUGACCAGCUACACCCACUCUGCUGUUGAUAACAUCCUUCUGAAGCUUAAACGUUUCAGAGUUGGUUUUCUGCGUCUGGGUCAGGGACAGAAGGUUCAUCCAGACAUCCUGCCAUACACAGAAGAAAGUGUGAGGAAGAAGGGGGUUCACACUCUAUCAGACCUGGAGCAGCUUUAUAACAAAGAACUGAUAGUGGCCACUACUUGUAUGGGCAUCAAGCAUCCUAUUUUUACUCGACGCCGCUUUGAUUUCUGCAUUGUGGAUGAGGCGUCACAGAUCAGCCAGCCUAUCUGCCUGGGACCUUUGUUCUACGCCAAGAGAUUUGUCCUUGUUGGAGACCAUCAACAGCUCCCACCAAUAGUGCAAAACCAUGAAGCCAGGUCGCUUGGGAUGGAUGAAAGUUUAUUUAAGCGACUAGAGCUGCAUAGUGAAGCAGUGGUACAACUCAACGUACAGUAUCGAAUGAACAGGCAGAUCAUGUCUCUCAGUAACUCUCUGAUGUAUGAAGGCCGGCUGGAGUGUGGCUCAGAGAGGACAGCCGCAGCGCUGCUCACCCUGCCCUUCCUGCUGUCUGUCCAGUCUGAGCUGAGUUCGUACUCUGAGGCUCAUCCCCAGCAUGACCUGUCGUGGAUACAGUCUACACUGUUGCCGAGCAAUCCUGUUUGCUUCCUGGACUGCUCGAUGGUGCCUGCACUAGAAUCAGUGGAACAAGGAGGAAUAAGCAAUCACACCGAAGCGGCCCUCAUACACACUCUGCUUUCACUUCUCAUAAAAGCAGGGUGUAAGCCCAGCGAUAUUGGUGUUAUCGCCCCCUACAGGCAGCAGUUAAAGACAAUUCUGGCUCUGCUGCAGUCGCCUGCAUUCACUGGUGUGGAGGUGAACACAGUGGAUAGAUAUCAAGGACGGGACAAAAGUCUGAUCAUUCUUUCUUUUGUCAGAAGCACGGCAGAGGAAGGAAACUUAGGAGAGUUGUUAAAGGACUGGCGUCGCCUGAAUGUAGCCAUUACCCGCGCCAAACACAAGCUGCUGAUGGUGGGCUCAGGCACAACGCUAAGACGCUACACACCAGUGGAGAAACUUCUCAACCAUCUUCAACAAGAGAACAUGAUUAUCCAGCUCCAAUCAGCUGCCCACAAGGCCUUACCCAGCAUGGACCUGUGA